Messenger RNA from Pollicipes pollicipes, 4015 nucleotides. Its product is annotated as cellular tumor antigen p53. Gene Ontology annotation, cellular component: nucleus. The record is from RefSeq and is a predicted model, not a curated record. The coding region runs from base 2373 to 3590 and encodes 405 amino acids. The transcript is spliced from 6 exons. Gene Ontology annotation, molecular function: DNA-binding transcription factor activity, RNA polymerase II-specific; RNA polymerase II cis-regulatory region sequence-specific DNA binding. Lineage: Eukaryota; Metazoa; Arthropoda; Thecostraca; Pollicipedomorpha; Pollicipedidae. Gene Ontology annotation, biological process: apoptotic process; regulation of transcription by RNA polymerase II.
CACAAUCUAAAGCUGGCUCCUUAUUAUGACAAUCAUGGCCAGCGCGGGGGCAACCAGAAGCGUCCGUUGAAGGUGUGAUACCUGCGCUGCAAUAUCUUGCCGAGCCAGUACCCCAACACGACGUUGGCGACAAGUUCGGAAGUUCAAGAUCUGGGUCACACUGGUAUCUAACAUUUUGCAAAUAUGUUGCUACCGCGCACGAUGACGCCAUCGCGUGGCCAAUAGGAGCGCGGCCACAUGGAACCAUCGCAGGCUUUGCAGCGUGCGCUCCCCGGGUGUGGUUGCAGCCAUCGACGGGUUCUUCAUCUUCAUGGAUGCACCCAGCAAGGAGAUAGCAGCUGCUCAUAAUACUCAAAGCAUCACCAAAACAGUACAUCUACUGGCUGCUUGUGAUCACCGCGGCGCACGCACUGGUGUACUUCCCAGGGUUCCGCGAUCCGCCCGCCAUUCUCGUGCUUUUUCAGAGAAGGCCCCCCUCUGCUGCGACCUCAGGGAAGCAUCGGCGGCAGCUUCUCCCAUCUAACGCGCACCUCGUCGAGGACAGGAGCUUCCCCUUUCCCUGGAGAUCAUCACCCCCUCCCAAGACAACGAUCACCUCAGCCCCACUCAGUGUCACUUAAACAGACCAUACAAAAAACAUGUGUCAAAAUUGAACAUGCUUUCAGCAUGCUGAAAAACAGACUGCAGCAACUAAAACAUGUAGAAGUGAACAACAUGGGUAAUGUGGCUGAGGUCAUCACUGCAUUGAUCAUUGCACCAUGCAUCAAUCAUUGCACUGUGCAUCAUGAGCAUGGGGCAGGGGAUGACUUGGUGCCUGCAGAGCUCCAUGAGGCAGAUCCUGUGGAACAGGUUGACAUGGGUGUGCUGUUACUUUCUAGCAUACAGAACCUGCAAGUGCAGUGCAUGGGCAUCACAAAGCGACAGCACAUGGCUGACCACCUCAUGGCAAAGAUGAUGCAUGCCGCUUGCUCCAGUUAAAUGUUGUAAUGCGAAGAUUGGGAACAAUAAAAGCAGAUCAGAAAUAACAGUCAAUUCAUUACAUUCAAGUCAACACAAACACACUUUGGGAAACAGACAGUUAAGGAGCAGCAGGAGGUGUCCUUGGAAGGAACAAAGACUGAAAAGCUUGGAGACUGUCACAUCUAGAAACACAACAAUUGAUGUACACCCAGUUACUGGGACUACUUUGGGCAACAGUAUGGCAAUUCCAUUGCUUGAUUGCCUAGUGCAUGUCAAAUUUCAUCCACAGGUGUUCACAUUUGGCACAUAACAUUUUAAGAAUUCAAUGUUCACUGCCUUCCAUAAUUGACCAUUUAGGUUAUACCAUGGGGGUAAAACUUAAUGCAAACAAUACUUAAAUACAACAUGAUGACACCUAUGACAUGUAUCAGUUUUUUUACAACUCACCCACCUUGUCAAACACAGCAGACAAAACCAUGGCAGUAGGAAAUGUUUCUUUGGCAAAGUAUGCAUGUAUCAUUGUAUAAUGGCCACAUUAAGAAGAUUCAAUGCAACUAAGAUAAGGACAGGCCAUAGCUUCAUGUGUACAGAACAAAUUGCUCAAAAUUAUGCAUACAACCUUUAUCAUCAAGAAAAAUAUUCAACUAUGACAAUUUUAUGUUCCUGUCUUGUACUUACACAUGCUUUAAUACCACCAGCAAUUAAUCAGUGGAAUCACCCUCACAUCUCUGUUAUCUAUUAAUAAGGUAUACUGAAAUAUAUACCAGUGCUUAAUCUGCUAACAGAAAUUUUAGGUAAUGCCACCAUGAUAUACUGUUCAACAUAGGGGUUCCAAACUCUAACUUCCCCAUGUUGUUCAUAAUCUGUCAGGCAUGCAGUAAAGGUACAGGUUAGUGAAGAAGUGACCCAGAAAAUAAGUGCAAUCAGAUCAAUAAUAUAAUUUUCAUGCUGCAUAACAAUCAUGCUUACCAGCCACAAAACCACAAGUCUGUUUGGUUCACCUCUACCAACCCAUGCCUGUGCAGUCCAGUAAUUCAAAAUAAUCAAUCAGGCCUAUGAAACAAAUCUGCUUGCAUUACAGGAGUACUUAACUGAUAUGAUACAGUAGCACAUAGGCCAAGAAGUUAAGUAGCAAUGCAUAGCAAUGCGCAGCUAAGAUCGAAUCACUAAGCAGGUAGUGAUGGCUGACACAUCAGCAUACCUACUGUCCCUAAGCCAGGUGUGCCUUAACCUGCAAGCCCUGACGAACUAUCAUUAAGGGAAAGCAAACAAGUCUGACUAAUGCAUUUUUCAACCGAUAGUAGUUAAUUACCCUAUGAAAAAGCGUAACUUAUAAAUGGCACAUCUAUGGGGCUAGAGGAAAACCUCCGCACCCACCACACCCCACCCGCAGGCGCGUCUUGGGCGUCGCUAUGCGUUGCUAUGUAAAUAACCACGAGCUACCGCACUUACUUCGCCUCUCGGACAACCAAGGAAUGGGUUUGGGCCGUGACGUCAUAGCCAACAUGUCAUCAAGUGAGCCAGACCCAGACCUCUUGCUAUGGUCCAUGUCUGAAGACCAUGAUUUUCCUGAAGCAGUAAGAAGUAUGCUUCCCAUGCUGAACCCAAAUGACUCUAAGGACUGGCAAGAGUUUGUCAGUCCACUGGUAAAUCCCAUGGAAGAUUACCAGUUGCAUGGAACAGAGCAUCAGUCGCCACCGCCGGCCUCUCCGGACGCCCAGGAAGGCGCCGAGCUCGCGCCGACUGCGGCCCCGACGGAGCAGCCGCCGGCUCGCGCCGCCCCCGGCGCCGUCCCCGCGCUGGAGAGCUGGCCCGGCACGUACAACUUCGGCGUGACGGUGAAGACGCCGCCGUCGGCGGCCGCCGGGCGCCAGCUGCCGUACGUGUACAGCGAAGCCGCGGCCAAGCUGUACACGGACGUGAUGGUGGCCGUGCCGGUGGCGUUCCGGACGGCGGCCGGCGUCGAGCCGCGCGCGCUGGCUAUCCGCGCCACGCCCGUCUACAGAGAGCCGCACCACGCGCAGACGCCGGUGCGUCGGUGCGCCAUCCACCGUGACGCCGAGCACGCCUUCAACACCGGCGAGGCAAAUCUGCUGCACGUGCUCUGGUCCGAGCACCCGCAAGCCAGCUACGAGGAGAACCAGGAGCGACGCAGCGUGACUGUGCCGCUCGAGCGCCCGGCGCCGGGCACCGCCGACUACCAGGUGCUCUUCAAGUUCACCUGUAUGAACACGUGCGUCGGUGGCAUCAACCGCCGCCGACUGAUGGUGGUGUUUACGCUGGAGGAGAUCGACUCGGGCGUCGCGCUGGGCCGCCAGGCCAUAGAGGUCAAGGUGUGCCGGUGCCCGCAUCGCGACUGGCGCGCCGACGAGAAGCGCCGCGGCCAGCAGUUGAAGGUGCCGGUGAAGAGGCGCCGCGAGCCGUCGCCGGGGCCCGGCGGCCAGCGCGGCCGCUGGAUGGUCGAGGCCCGCAGCGAGGCCAUGUACAACUACUUGGUGGCGGUGCGCGACAACCUGGAGCAGUACGACCGCGACCGCGCUCCGGCUGCCGGGCAUGACCCGGUCGGCGACGGCACGCCCGUCACUCUACGCCGCCAGCCCACUAUGCCCGUCAGAGCCGAUCUGGAGUAGGAGCCGCGGGACUGGCGGCGUCACGGGCGGCGGGGGGGGGGGGGGGGGGAUGGGAAGGCCUCGGCUCGCAGAUUGAAGCCAGCUUUGCGAGCUCCGUUCGGUGGUGUGAUUCGAGGGUGGACAUUCCGCCUGCGAAUGGGCUGUGGCGAUACCCGCGUCUGUAGGCAUUUGGAGGGAUUCCACAGGGCGUGCAAGGGCGUGCCUGCGCUAUUUUGGCCAUAACUCCCUGCAUGUGUUAUAUGACUGCAUUUGCAUCAGUUUUGUAGAUUAGGUUCGUUUGUUCUGCGAUUCCAGGAUGUCGACAUCCUUGAUAACGACCGAGUUCUCAUGUGCAUCGUUGUGUCUGUAGUGUUAACGCAGCAGUCGAAGAAGCGUCAUCUGAUGGAGAUUAUUCGGUUGCUUCGAAUACGAGGAUGACCGAGGAG